AUGAUACAUUCAAAUACAUCUCGACCGGAACACCUAGAGCGUAUUGGCGUAAGGCGACCGAAAUGUGCACGAUGCCGUAACCAUGGUUUAGUGGCCUGGGUAAAAGGUCAUAAAAAAUUCUGCGCCUUCCGAAAUUGCACUUGUGAGCAAUGCAUACUCAUUGUGGAAAGGCAACGCGUGAUGGCUGCCCAAGUGGCGCUGAAGAGACGUCAGGCAGUUGAGGAUCUGCUGGUACAAGAAUGGAAAAAAUCCCAAGGAGCUCUUGCAAAUCAUUCCCAUGAAGAGGAGUUGGAAGACUCAAUUCGAACAGAACGAAGUGAUUCUUGGAUGGAAGUCCAUUUGGCUUCCAUUCCGGACAGCUGUAUGUACCCCAAGAACUUCCCAAGUCGCUGGUGCCCCAAGAAACACGACCAGGCACAUAAAUGGAGGAACGCAGACGACGUCUUCAACGUCACGCAUCUUGUUUUCGAGGACGCAUCACCGGCCUUUGCACAGCCAUAUUCACACUGCAAGAAAGUAGGAU
Molecule: messenger RNA, 523 nt
Organism: Opisthorchis viverrini
Lineage: Eukaryota; Metazoa; Platyhelminthes; Trematoda; Opisthorchiida; Opisthorchiidae
Exons: 2
Biological process (GO): regulation of transcription by RNA polymerase II; male sex differentiation
Cellular component (GO): nucleus
Molecular function (GO): DNA-binding transcription factor activity, RNA polymerase II-specific; RNA polymerase II cis-regulatory region sequence-specific DNA binding
Source: RefSeq, a predicted model, not a curated record